UAUACUAAGUAAAUAAAAAAUGAUAUCUUCUGCAAGCACAUUCCAUGUUACACUUAUGUCCUGGUCAUAAGACAUUUCUUAAAUGGAAGAAGAAAUUUCCUUCCAUCAAAUUUUUUAAACUUUAGAAACUUCUUCUCUGAACCUAUCCUGCUUUUAUUGUUUUGGUCGGUAUCUCAUUCGUACUAGGAGCUUCGAUUCAAUUGAAACUGAGGGACAGCAAUCAUGAAUUGUAGGUUGAUUACAAUCAUGUUUCUGUUGGUAAUUUCUCAGCUGGCUUCGGCCAAAGUAGUGUUGAUCGGGGAAAACACAAUUCUCUCCUUUGAAUAUGUCGAAGCGACUUUCACUCCAAUUGUUAGAAGAUCGGGGGAAUAUGGAUCAUUAUACGCUGCAGAGCCUCUUGAUGCGUGCUCGGAUUUAACCAACAUGGCAGAAAAAGGAUCAAGGUUUAGGUCCUCUUAUGUAUUGAUCGUUCGUGGUGGAUGUAGUUUUGAGGAAAAAGUUAUAAAAGCACAGAAAGCUGGAUACAAAGCUGCGAUUGUCUAUAACAAUGGAUAUGAUGAGCUCUUAGUACCUAGAAAUUCAUCUGGUGUGCAUAUACAUGGCUUGCUUGUUACAAGAGCAUCAGGGGAGGUACUUAAAGGGUAUUCGGGUAGAUCCGAGAUGGAGCUUUGGCUCAUCCCGGGAUUCGGGAUUUCACUGUGGUCCAUCAUGUGUAUCACUUUCAUAUCUUUACUCACCAUAUCUGCUGUUCUAGCCACUUGUUUCGUUUUCCAUAUGCAUCGAAUUAGACGGAGUGUGAGGGAUUUACAUUUACCCUAUGGUGGCCAAGGACUUUCUCGUAUGCCUAGAAACUUAUUACAAAGCAUGCCGACUGAAGUAUAUACCGGUGUUCUUGAAGAAAGUUCGACUUCGGUUACUUGUGCAAUAUGCAUUGAUGAUUAUUGCGUUGGUGAAAAACUCAAGAUCCUACCUUGCAAACACAGUAAGUCCAUUUAGUUCUUUUCAACUGAAAGUUGAUUAAUUAUCUUGCAUAAGCUUCUUAAAGUGGUUUUAUUGUUGUCCCUUUUUUUUACUCGAGGCAGAAUUUCAUGCGGUGUGUAUCGAUUCUUGGCUCGGACAUUGUAGAUCCUUUUGUCCGGUUUGUAAACGCAUGCCAAGAACAGGAAAUGAUGUUCCACCAGCGUCAGAAACAACACCUCUGCUUUCUCCUAGCCCGAACUCUAUUACUUCACUACAAUCGUUUUAUGAUCUACCAAUUGCUGUCAAAGUAUAUCUGUAAGUAC
Molecule: messenger RNA, 1283 nt
Organism: Arabidopsis lyrata subsp. lyrata
Lineage: Eukaryota; Viridiplantae; Streptophyta; Magnoliopsida; Brassicales; Brassicaceae
Product: receptor homology region, transmembrane domain- and RING domain-containing protein 5
Exons: 3
Coding region: 223-996 (257 amino acids)
Biological process (GO): ubiquitin-dependent protein catabolic process
Cellular component (GO): cytoplasm
Molecular function (GO): ubiquitin protein ligase activity
Source: RefSeq, a predicted model, not a curated record